Molecule: messenger RNA, 7584 nt
Organism: Drosophila subpulchrella
Lineage: Eukaryota; Metazoa; Arthropoda; Insecta; Diptera; Drosophilidae
Gene: GramD1B
Product: protein Aster-B
Exons: 11
Coding region: 1553-5311 (1252 amino acids)
Biological process (GO): intracellular sterol transport
Cellular component (GO): endoplasmic reticulum membrane; endoplasmic reticulum-plasma membrane contact site; plasma membrane
Molecular function (GO): sterol binding; sterol transfer activity
Source: RefSeq, a predicted model, not a curated record
CUGUUGAAAUAAUUGAUAUACAGUAUAUCAGUAAUUGCCAUGAAUUCUGAAUGAUAUUUCCCAUUGAUAAGUUUCUAUUCAAAUAAGCACGUAGAAAACAUUCGCUAAAGUUUAGUCACACAAUUUACCCCCAAAGAUUUAUUCGUAUAUAAAAAAACAACAUCAUAUAGUCACCAAAAAUUUCGCAAAUUCAUUUUAGUUAAUUCAAAAUAUUAUUGUUUUGUGCUUAGAACAAAUAAAAACCAUACGACUUACCCGCCCCCAAAUAUAAUGCCUAGUAAAUUAUCUUCUAAAUUAUCUAAAAUGACGUUUGUUUAGGCUAUAAAUAGCUUUGAAUCACGAGAAUUUUAUCUCGAAUGUAUUCUACAUUCGCAGAAUUUUCUCCACAAACAAGUGCUACGUCAAUUAAGGUUGUUUGUUGGUGCAAAUUAUUUUCUAGGGCAUGUGUUUUCAUCAGAAUUUCUGAAAAGUAUUUAAAGAUUAAUCAAUGGAACCCAAGUAUUUCGAGCCUUAUCUCGAAAAGUCGUCACAACCCCCGAACUCCCCUAAGCACAUGAUAUAAUUUCUAUAUACACAUUAUAAUCCAUUACAUUAUCUCUGAUCUUUCACACAUUUGAGUUGACUUUUUGCAAUUACAAGUACGUACUCAUUUAAUGAUGUUCGUCAUUAAAUGGUUUUCACUCCUCUCAAUUUUGUUUACUCGAUUCGCAAUGUGCUUCGAAUGCCCUGUGUUCCAGUAAAUAUGUAUAUUGAACUUGAACUGUUCUAGUGAUAAGAAUAAUUAAGUCGAGUCCCUUGGGGGUCGAUCUCUAUAUGAACGUUGAGUGAGAAAAACGGAAACUCGUAUUUGUAUUUAUAAAGACUUCUGUAAAUAGGGGAAGUACUUAUAUUUACCAGACACAAAGACUUUUUGUCCCUGAUGUAAAGUUCAUUGAUAAGGCCGAUUAUCUUUAGGGCGGUUAUUAAGGUAGAGUUGUAUAUUACAGUACCUGACCGAGUGCUUGGGAACUGAAAAAGCUUAAAAAAUCAUUAAAUUUGGUUGUGUCAUGGCUUAAUUCGCAUAUAUAGCAUUUUAUGCGUUCUAAGUGCAGUCGCUCUUUAAUAAACAGAUGUUUCACAGAAAAUGUUGCAAAAAUUCAUUGAAUAAACGGUUUCCAGGCUCAACAAAGAUUGGGGAACUGGGUUAAAUCGUUUUAGCCUUUAUUGUUUGAACAAAUACAGACAAAAAGUGACUUACCCUGACCAAUAAACGCUUUGCCAAAGCUCAAUGCUGGGAGUAUCUUAUCGUUCUUAUCAGUGCCAAACAGUGCGGCUGCUAGUAUACGAAUAUAGGAGUAUAUAUGUAUAUAUAUAUAUGGAAAUAUGUAUUAAGAAAAUAAUAACAAUUGUGGGGCACAACACAUACACGCCCACACCGAGUAGAAGAGUAGUGCACAAUAGAAUUGAUUACAAUCGUUUAAUGGCAAUUGGUACACCAUUCCGUCGCAGCCCACUGAGGCGAGAGCACGUCUAAUUGAAAACAACAUAUAUAUAGUAUAAAAACGCGUCGAAAAUGUUGCGGCGAACGUUGCGAAAAAGUCGGAAACACCGGGUUCUUUGGAUUAAAGAUAGUGAUAUAACCAACCCAACAACAUCAAGUGUAACCAUAACCGCUACGACUGCCGAAAGUUCGAGCAGUAGUAAUGCCAACAUGAUACCCGAGACCACCCAGCCCGAUCAGCUCCAGUCACAGUCACAGAUACAGACACAAUCCCAGCUCCAGCUCCAAUCCCAGUCACAAUCGCAAUCGCAAUCGCCGCAGGCACAGGAUAAUCCCGAGACCAAUCCCCAGCAGCAAUCGCAGCCGGAGGAGGAGGCGAAGCAGGCGGAUGCGGCUGGUAGCAAUGGUGGCGACAGGCGCGAUUCGAUCACCGAGGAGAUCACCAUACCGAGCACCACAAACAGCAGUUUGAGCAACAAACUCCUGACCAUUCAGGAAGCUGCCGGCAGCCUCGAGCAGAGCAGCGUCUCCAUAUCGACGUCCUCCAACCAGAACGCUUCCACAACAGCCGGCGGAUCGCCGCCGACAGCUGGUGCAGCUCCAGGUGCCAAUGAGUCCAACGGCAGCAGCAACCUCAGCUUAAACCAGGCCGCCACUUCCACAAGUCCUGGCUCCAGUGCGAGUGCCGCCAACACCGCUGCGUCGGGUGCCACGCCCAGCAUUACCAUCGUGUCCAGCGAUUUGAGUCGGGAUCAGCAACCACAACAGUCGCAGAGCGUCGAAUCCAACGGAUUCACUGCUCCUGGGGACAGUCCCUCCAGCCGGAAGAGCUCCACCAGCUCCAAGGGCAAGGCCAGCCAGGCGAAGCUAUCCACAUCCAGCAGCGGUCGCGAUGAGCAGGACAUCUCGCACCACCGCCUGAGCGAUCUCACCCAGCACGAGCUGAGCCUGCUGCGCGUCGACCGGGACCAGCAGUUGACCAGCAGCAGCUCCACCUCCAACGAGAAGCCGGCCAAGCCGUCGAGGCUCUCGGAACGGGCCAAGAAGAAGUCCUGGUACAACGUCAUCUAUCCCAACUACAAGUCGCGGGCCGAGGACUUCAAGAAGCUCUUCAAGGACGUGCCCAACGAUGAGCGCCUGAUAGUGGACUACUCGUGUGCCCUGCAACGCGACAUUCUCGUCCAGGGGCGACUGUAUGUGUCACAGAACUACGUCUGCUUCCAUGCGAACAUCUUCAGCUGGGAGACCUAUGUGAGCAUCAAGUGGAAGGAUGUGACGGCCAUCACCAAGGAGAAGACGGCCCUGGUGAUACCCAAUGCCAUAUCGAUAACCAGCGGCAAGGACAAGUACUUCUUUGCCACGUUCACCUCGCGCGACAAGAGCUUUUUGAUGCUCUUCCGCGUCUGGCAGAACACGCUGAUGAACAAGCCGUUUUCGGCGCAGGAGAUUUGGAAGCAUGUGCACACCUGCUACGGCGAGGAGCUGGGCCUGACCACCGACGACGAGGACUACAUCGAUCCCACGCUGGACAACGACAACGAGACGGACUUCGACUUCCACACGGCCAUCGAUGAGGAUUGCCAGUCGCAGCGCCAGUCACAGCAGUCGAAUCAAUCCAACCAGUCGAAUACACAGCUUCCCCAGAGCGGCAACAGCAGCGCCAGCAGCGGCGGCGGUGUCCGGGCCUCUGCCCCCCGCAAGUCCAAGACGAAAUACUUCUUCAACUCCUCCAAAUCCUCGGCCAACGCCUCGGCCAGCGGUUCUGAUAACAAUAAGACCAGGGAGAGCUCUCGCAAACAGAACAAGAAAAUGAAGCAAAAUGCCAAGGAGCUGACCCUCAGCUCCGUGAAGCCAACGGAGCUCUCGGUGAGCGUCACCAUGAACGCUCCCAGCGCCAGCAGCAGCAGCACUGCCGGCUCCACCACAGCCUCCUCCUCCACCAUUGCCAACCACACGGGCUCUGGCUCCGGAUCGGGAUCUGUAUCGGGCUCAAACACCGCUGCGGCCAGUGGCAGUGGCAGCGACAAGAAGGCGCUGGAGAAGAAGGUCAGCACGGUCUCGACUGCCGCCGCCAUAGCAGCUGCUACAUCCCUGGCCACUGCCGGGCCACCAGCCAUGGAGUCCAAGCCGGAAAUAAAGCGAAAGAUGGGAAAGAACCAUCGAAGCCAGCGGGAAGAGGUCAAAAAUGCUGCCGAAAGUGUGCCCACAGAUGUCUCUGAUUCUUCUGACUCCGAGGAGAACAAUUUGCCAUUUGUGCCCACCACGGAGUGCACCUCGACGCACGAGGGCCGCCAGAUCGUCCACACCAUUCUGCCCAUCAAUGUGGACACCUUGUUCAAUUUGCUGUUCAGUAAGUCGAAAUUCAUAACCGACUUCCAUGCCAUGCGAAAGUCAACGGACCUUUCAAUGGGCGAGUGGACCAAGAACGAGGAGGGUCUCCAAGUGCGCACCGUGAACGUCACCGUUCAAUUGGCCGCCUCUGUGGGACCCAAGACCUCAAAGGUAACCGAGUACCAGACGCAGCGGGAGUGCAGCAAACCGGGCGAACUGUAUUCCAUAGACGUAAACAGUGUUAAUGCAGGCAUUCCAUACGCGGACAGUUUCAGUGUGCUCAUACACUUCUGCCUGGCUAGAACCAUUGAUGAUCACACUAUGCUGUCGAUUCACACCCAGAUCAAGUACAAAAAGUCGAUUUGGGGCGUUGUCAAGGGCUUCAUCGAGAAGAACACGUGGGCGGGAGUGGAGGACUUCUUUGGCGCCCAGUUGCAUGCGCUCCAGAGCGAGACCUGCAUUCCACCUGCCAAGGGAAAGGGACGCAGGCCCAGGAGAGGCAUGAAUCAGCAAUCCGCCACCUCGACCACAUCGACCAACACCAUUGCAACAGGUGCUAUCCACACAGCGACCAGUACGGACAAUGACAGCAUCCAAAAGUCGCGUCAUCGUCAUCCCCAUCAGCAGCAGCAGCAGAACGAGCAUCACCAGCAUCAGCACCUGCACAUGCACCAUCACCACCACCAUCACCACGGUAGCCAGCAUCAUCACCACGAUCCCAGGCACUCCCACCACCACCACCAUCAUCAGCCAUCGCCUCCGCUUCCCCAUCAUCACCAGCAUCCCCAUUGGCAUCAACGUAAGGCUAUACUUCAGUCCAGCAGAGGUACCGCCACCCAGAUUCGUCCACUGGAGGAGGCAGUCGGUGCGGCCCCAGCCGGUGACUCCCUAGAGGCGCAAAUGCUUUCCCCUGGAGGCGUUCCAACGGCGGCAGUCGGCGCCGCCUCGGGGCAUCCGCUGCUGCUCGAGGGCGGCAAGCAGCAGCAGCUCCACCACCAGCAGCAGAUGCACCACCACCACCUGCAGCCGCACAAGCAGCAGCACCACCACCACCAACAGCAGCAGCAGUUGCACCUGGGCGGCGGCGACGGUCAGGCCUUGGCGACGGGUCACCUCGGGUCACAGGGUCACAGACUCAGACACAAGGGCUUGUGGUUGUUGGUUAUACUGUUGCUCUGCUUGAUGCUGGCAUUAAAUGUGAUAUUAUUACUUAAGCUCUGGAAGCUGGAGGACCGCAUCGACGUGGAUCUCAGUCGGCGGGCUCGCCUGCCCAGUUUGGGGGCCCUGAGUGAGCUACCGAGCACGAACCAGGAAUGGCUGGAACUGCUGCGCGACCAGGAGAUGGCGCACGAGGACGAGCUGCACAAGUGGCAGCAGGUGCUCCAGACCGCCAUCGAGCUGCUGAAAAAGGUGAGCAUUGUCUGCGAAAAGAUCUACAACGAUGGCCAGCUGCGUCAGAGCAUUGAGGCGAUGUCGAUGGCGGUGCACACUGAAUUCUAAGCAUCUCAUUACCACGGUGAUUAACAGCAGCGAACAGUGACUUCGGCGAACAGCAAGAGCGACCACUAAUUGUAAUCCUAACACUCACAACCACACACAUGUAUACUGGCAGUGCGUUUCUUAACUGUAGGGAGGUUUUAGGGAAAUAUGGACAAGGUCAAAAUUGUACCAUUUGUUCUGAUAACUGAAUGAUUUAGUAGAUAUUUUUAUAGUAGAAUUUGUAUAAUUGUUCCAUUCAUUAUGAUAACUGAAUUGUUUGGAAGAUUUUUUAGUUCUAUAUAAUGUAAAUUAAGAAGUUUUAUUAUUGUUCCAUUCAUUCUAAUAACUGAAUGAUUUAGUAAACAUUUUUGGUUUGUAAACUGUUUAUGAGAUAAUGUUUAUUUACCAUUUGGUUGUGCUUUAGUUAUUGUUUUAGUUGUUUGCUUAAAAACGAAUUUGUUUCCUAAGACCUUUUUUAUGAGAAUCUUAAAUGUUCUGAAAGUUUUGAAACGCACUGCGCUAGCGGGCAUUUGUUACUGAUCUCUUAGUUAGCAAUACACAAAACUCCGAAUUGUUGCAUGUUCUUUUGCCUCGGUUGAGAUUCGUUUUCUCUGGCACUGACUGAAGAGAUAAAUGUUGAAAAUUCGUGUAGCCAAAUGCAAGCUUUAACCUAUGUUUUCCAACAUCUAUCUCAACCAGAGUUGACAAUUGUUUAGAGAUAAGUUUUGUAUUCCGUAGAGCAAACUCCAGGCCAACACAUUUUGUAUUGAAAAUCAUUUCGGUCCAUCCGCAAACCAAAUUUAAAUGUUUAGAUACAGAAAAAGAGGAAUAUUGAAACGAAUUCCGGAGGCACCAUACAAAACUCACUGUUAAAACUUUGUAUUUUUGUAAGUAAUUUUUAUUUUUUAUUUACAUUUGCAAAAAGUACUCACUCACUCUGAACUAACCCCUUUUAUGUUCCACUAAUUUGUAUCUUAGUUGCUUCCUUGUAGAAUGCUUUUCAUAUGGAGAACCUUUUGUUUGCAUUUAACCCGUUUACUCAAUUAUUUCUUCGUUUUUCAGACUGAAAGAACUUUGGCUGAAAUCAUUGUACGCUAGCAGUAAAAUAAUUAAAACAAAAUGUUGUGCAAGUUAAAUUAAUCCAAUCCAAUUGUCUUCGACAAGCUAGGAAAUACCCAAUGCAAUGUUUUGGGGCAAGAGCAAAGCCACCAAAAAAAUCUGAAAUUGAAUUUAAAAUUCAACUAAAGUUUAGUCACAAACCCAACACACACAUAAGAGAAUCGGAGGACACAAGCCAAUAUGUCAUUUAUACACAUUUAUGAUUAUGUUUUAACCUUAAGAAAAGCGCAGUGUAAUUUAUGUCAUAAGUAGCUGCAUUUUAGUUAGUUUAGAGGCAAUUGUUUUGUUUUUACCACGGCAUUUACGUGUAGCACCUGUUUGCUUGGCUUUGCUUUAGACAAAUGUAUCUACAAAUUCCUCAAGUAUUUCAUAUCUCACAACAUACCAAAAACCGAUACAAAUCACGAGAGAGCGCCCUGAAUUUUUGUUUUAGAAAAUUCAUUUAAAUGUCGAGCAAGCGCAAAACUGGCAAACUGGAGAGUAUAUUAAUUAUAACUAAUAAUAAUAAUAUAAUUGCCAGUAUAUGGCUAGAGAAAAUUUGAUAAAAACGAUUAUACAAAAUGUUUAUUGUGUACAAUAUUUUUGUAAUACCAAUCGAAACAAUUGUGAGCAAUGUUUUCGUUCUUUUGUAUAACUCCUCCUAACUCUUUACCUUUACCCAUUUUUGGCGCCCGUUUACAGACUAUACCGAUACCAAUACAAAUACAAGAAUCAGAUACCAGAUACUUCAAACUAUUCAAUCUAAAACGCAAGGCAAGAUUAAAACCCAUUAUGGCAUACUCUAUAUUCACUAUAAAUAUGUACCAUGUAUAUGGGCCAAGUAUUGUUAGUCCGUAGUAGUUGCAUUUUAAAUUAACAGAGCGAAAAUAAACAAAACAAGAGCUAAGAGAAAAACAAGAACGAGAAGAAAGUGAGGAGAGGGAAAACAGAAAGUAAACAAGGAUAUUUAAGCAAAUUACAUUUAGGUCUAAGCUAAAGCAAAUUUAAAUGUUGGUUUAUCCCACACUAAAAACUAAUUCUUGUCAAAUUAAUUUGGCCCGUAGCAAAAUUGGCUUAAAAUUUGUGUCACAAGUUAGGCUUAGUAAACAGAACAUACAAGAAUAAGAAACCGAAUGUUAAGCUGCAGUAAUGAGAAUUCUAAUUUAUUAUAAAAACAAAUAAAUAAAAGUGAAAAA